Messenger RNA from Liolophura sinensis, 13871 nucleotides. RefSeq lists its product as uncharacterized. The coding region runs from base 204 to 3728 and encodes 1174 amino acids. Lineage: Eukaryota; Metazoa; Mollusca; Polyplacophora; Chitonida; Chitonidae. The transcript is spliced from 3 exons. The record is from RefSeq and is a predicted model, not a curated record.
UACCAAUUGAGCGUGAAAUUUGUUGAUCGUGUUAAAUUUCACUGUCACAUAACCAAGUUAAUUGUCUCCUCCACCCCGAGUCCUGCCAUUGCGAUGUGAGGAUCGACGUUUUGACGUGUGGUGCAAGUUGGGACUUGGUGUGGCCAUGAUGAGGUAGUUACUAUGGCAAUGUGAUUGACAGCUUUGAGGUGACCUGAUACCCUAUGGAAAAGAGGUGGAGCUCUGAUACUUACAAUGGCAAUACAGACAGUGCCUCAGACUUGGAAGCUCCCUGUGACUUUUACCCUGUGGUUGAAGUGGAUAGAGGGAUUCAGAGAGACGGGUCAGGUGUGCAACCACCGGGAAGUAUGGAGGGACACAGGAACCUUUCUAACAUAACCCCACAGAACGGUCAAGGCGUGAACUACCAUCAGAGCCAAAGUGCCACUGAAAACGAGUAUGUCAAUGCAAGUACGAUUAUAGAUCCCAUGCCUAGGAAGAAACCGGUUCUAUCCCUGGACACACUUCCGGAAAAUGCGUAUGUAAAUAUUGAUGCAUUCAAUGGCAGAAGACCUUGUUCCCUUGGCACAGACCAAUUAUCGUCUGUCAGGGUAAUGGACAGUUCUUCCAAUAGGCCAUCGAGUUCAGCUGGAUCUUCUUCCGGUCAAGGGCUUACGGACAAAUCAUCAAAGAUAGUUCUCAUAACAUCUCCAAAUAAUAACACUGAAACCAUUCCAUUCUCUACAACUUCUACUGGCAGCUCCAGAUCACAAGAUCUGGUUAUCUUAAAGGGCCCCAUUGUAGACUGUCCUACACCAUGUGAGUCAAAGAGUGCCUGGCAGUUCUAUCUGAAGUAUGGGACUGCUGAACAACAAAUGGAAUCUUCCGAAGAAACUCCCUCGCCAUCAUCUGAGGCCUCUCCCAAUGUUGUGCUUAGCGAAGGCAGCAUUGACUCUCUCUCAGAGGAAGAUGACGGCUUUGGUUCUACCCAGUACCUCGCCUUGAGGGACUCGGAUAAAGUCUGCAGUCCUCAAUCUCAAUCUGACUUCUUGCUCAAUGAUGCAUCUCAGAAAGAUGAAGCCAUGCUGAGUCCAUCCUCUGAAAUAUUGAACAGCAACAAGACUGGAUGUUUACGGGAUGUGUUGCCUGAUAGUGUUACCGAUGGAGAUUAUGGGACCUCUACCCCAGUACAAAAUUCAGGUGCUCCUGUAAGGCCUGAAGACACACAUGUCAAGCUAAACAAUCUUGCCAUGUCUCCUUAUGACACUUCGCGAUUGUCUGUGAGUUCUGUCAGUGCCCUCAAUGUGACGCCUUUUGCAAAUGUUGAUUUUGACAAUAUGGGUGACGUUUUUUCAGAUUCAAGCGCAUCUUCAACAGGGUCAAAUUCAUUAGCCCCCCAGGUCCUACCAUCAGGUCAUUCUGCUGGUAUAGACGACUUGUCCAGGAACACUGAGAUCAAGAACGCAGACCGAGAAGCACGUUUGAUUCAACAUGUAAAACCCCGGCUUCCACAAAAUUUUGAUCGGAAUCGGGGUAUGGUUAAAUCACGAAGCUCCCAGAAUUAUAAGUGUUCUUCCACUCCAGCAGAGCGCUUCGUAAGCCUGCAAGGCUUUUUAGACCCAGUGCAAGGAGCGUCUCCACAGAGACCACUUCAAAGUGCUCCUACAGUUUCUAAUCGUCCUCAGGCUUUACCGGUGUCUGCUGAUCGUUUUUGCUGCUGGCAGCAGUCAUCAGAGCCUCUUCAUACGUGCCGACGCACUAAACGACCAUUAAGCCUUCACGAACUUGAACAGCGGUCUAACUUUUUCCCAGGGGAAUCCAGCUCUGGUCACCUUGAAAGUGGAAGUCCGAGAUGUUCUUGUACCUCACGGCAAACGCAGACAGAAAACGGAAGACCGUACAUGCUAAGACAAAGUAAUAGCUUCUCCGCAAUGCCUGGAAGUAGCUCGUGGUGGGGUCGUAGACAAGAUGAUCAUCGCGAGGGCGUUAAAACAGGAAGUAAAGUGAACCUUGGUGUCUCAUCACUCCGCAGUGCCUAUCCUGUUGUAAGAAGACAACCCGGUCUGAGUUUCCCUACCUCUCAAACUGCAGAAAAUCUCCGGGUUGUAAAUGCCUUGGGAAGCAGCCAAAGCACGCCAAGUUUCGUGGGAUUGUGCCGCAUGAACUGUCCGUCGAAGAGGCGAGGCCAGUUCGAAUCGCCCAUGUCACGCGAAACAGGAUGGCGUUACACACGACCCGUUUCGGACUCUGGCCUUUUUAUUAAGCAUGCAAGGUUUGGGUCUUCCAGAACAAAAAACAAUGUGCCUGACUUUCUCAACCAGAUAUCUGAACGCAACCAAGCCUCUAUAGCAAAGCCUACUGCAGACGAUGUUGAAAGACGCAACCCUUCGAGUAACCGAGUGAAACGAUUUGCACGACGUUUGUCGGACCCUUCAUACUCUUUACCACAACCUCCAAGACGUAGUGCAAGUUUGAGCGGUAAGAUUCUCCUGAUCAGAUCUCUCAGUGAACCGCACAUGAAGAAUUGUUCACAGCCCGUUGCCCGUUGUGAUGAUCGGGUUAGUCAGUUGGCGAGCACUUUGAUGACUGAGCACCCAGCCAUCAUCUACGAAAACUUGCCUCGCACCACAGAGAAUAGGAUUGAGUUUGAAAACAUGCAGUGCAGACCAGCAGAAAGUUCAUCGGAAGCGCAGUCCGUCGCUUUAGCGACUUACGAAAAUGUUAAAGCUGCAAACACCAAAACCCGGGAAUCCACAGGCGAUGAACCCAUGAACCUAUCUGUGGACGAAGCUGUGACAGUUCCCAAGACUUCUUUUUCUGAUCGUACAGCAGAACGUUUUCAUGAGGAUUUUUACAACAGCUUUAGUUCAGAUUCUCUUGACAGUGAUUCCUCCUCGGAGGAUUGCAUCAUGGAGGAACGUCCAAAUCUCGGCAACUCUGACUCUUUCGAUUCGGAGACUGAGGAUGAGUCGGACUCAGGAGAUAACUACGCGGGUUCUAGCGAGGAUUCAAGCGAUACGAUCUCAAUGGACGAUCUGUUGACACGCCUUGGUGUUGUUACGGCGCAAGAUGGGGACGCCGACGAUGAAGACGGGUUCUUGGACAGCAGUGACGACGAAGAAGAAGAGGAGCUGCUGCUGCCAGUGACUGCGCCGAGCCGAAUGUGUGACCGUCCUCCUUCGCCAUAUCCCGGUCUCGGCGACUCAUCCGACGACGAACAUCCUCUGUCCAUUUCGACGUUGUUCGAAGUUCGCAGCCGAUCCACACGGGAAUCUGGCACGUUAGAAACGCCCGAUCAUCACAGGCGUCCGCCGCUACCAGUCCGAAGUAGAACGGAGCAGGAUUUCCUGGAAUUCGAAAUUCUCAACCUGGAAGAUUACGGUUUAGAGCACCCGCCUUCCUACACUGAUCUAUUUCCCGUCGGGAUGCCAGGCCUACCGGAAAUGCCGCCUUCGUAUGACGAUGCCGUUAGACCCAUAUCCGUUCACCAAGACCACUUCGACUAUGCAAGUUUUCAAGAUCAUAGAGUCAAUAACAGGUUGUCUUUACAGCUACCUUGGGGACCACCCGGAGAGGAGUACCUUUCCAAUCCUCCGCCCGCUUACGAUGACGCGGUCUUCAACGCUUCUGGGGGGAGAAGCCAUGACGAAUUGUCCUAUCAUUCUCCUUCUGAUUCGCCUGUUCGAAGAUCAAGGGGUAGGCGAAUUUUGAAUGGGCUGCGUAGGUUCGCGCGGAAAAUUUUUAAGUGAAUCUUGGUUCUUGGUAGGAAAUAUUUCCUGUGUCAAAACAUACAGUGCAGUUUUGAAGGAAGGAAAAUAACCAUCGACGCAACGAUUCCGAAUUCUUAAGAAAUCCAAUGAUUGCCAAAUAAUUCUACAUCGUCUGAUGUGACUAACGACAUAUUGUGUGCAUGGCAGUGUGUGUUAUGAACAAGCUACAAUGGUAUUGUACGAGUGAUAUGUGUCUUUAUUCCAACGUGUUUCGGAUCAUUUAAGACAUUCUUAUGGGGCGUUAACAUCAUCGAUCGGAAGAAGAGGCGUGUAGUACAUGGGGUAUAUGUUGACCAUCAGCACAUCAUAUCUUCAGGCUUUAUUAGGACGUCAACAUACGUGAGUUCCUUCAUAUUCCGCAACAUUACUCAUGUUUUGUAAUACUUACCACAGCAAAUGAUGCGCAGCUACUUUAACUCUACCAAAUCCUUUCUGCUGACUUCAUUCUUCAGCAAUAUGUACAUUGACUUUGAUCUUCACGAUAAAGGGCCUUUAUCUGCUGAGCUAGUUUAAUAGGAUAAAGAAUGACCCUGAUGCAGUGUGUGGAAAUGAAAAGAAAAAUAUUGGAGCAAUUCGUGAAUUCAACGGCAAUAAUUUCUGUGCAUGAGCAAUCGUCCCUGUCCACCCUAUGUGUUAUUGUCCACUUCUGUCGAUGGUGUUACUUAAACUUCCAAGUGUUUGUGUGUGACCGUUUGACAAUCUCAUCUUGUAAAUCUUUUCUUGCUGAUUAGUCUUUCAUAGAUGUUUAAUCUUUAGAUGAAAUCUCCUGGUUCAGGAUGCUGAUUCCGCUGUGCCGAAAAAUAACCGGUUAAAACCCACCAGAAACGUGUCUUUUCUCAAAACUGAUGUCUACACUUACCGUUUGGCUGUUGCUGAUCGCUGUUCAUGAAGUUGCCUAUAUAUCACCUCCUAUCAUAUUGGAUUCGUCGCCUUGCAACUGUUCACUGUAACUUUUCUUGCCAUCUUCAAACAAGCCAGAAGGAACCAUUGUGCCUACUUGGGUGUGAAGGUUUUUUUGUUGCUGUAGGGUAUAUACGAUGGUUUUGUUGCCUGUGGCGACAGAAAUUGACCAAAGGCCAAUUGAUCAGAAAACCGUUAUACAAAUCAAACCCUGUUUUAAAUUCAAAAUAAUGUUGUAUUUUCUGAUAGGUGUGAGAAUAGAUACUGUCAUAGAAACUCCAGCGAAAAUGGUCUAUUUGAACAUCAGAACAUGUCUGUCAUCUACAACAAUGUAGUUUGUAUUCAUAACGUAAUUUUUUCUGCCAUCAAUGAGAGAAAAAAAAUGCUCUUUCAGUUUUCUUAUCUCUGUGAUUUGAAAAAACAAAACAUACUAUGGGAGUUCUAAGGAAUAGCCCGCCUUCUUCCGAUAAAUGUAUACUUUCUUGAAGGACAGUGUUUCGGUGUAAGGAUUGGGCAAAAGUAACAGCUCUAUGUUAGACAACGUUAUCUGAUUUUGUUUUCAGUAAUGGUAAAGCUCUUACAUGUCACCAUAUGGUUUCUACCUCAUCCAUUAUGUUUGAGGCCCUACUUUUAGAAAUAAGGUUUGACUUUUUACCAAAGGUAUCGUCAUAUUAUCGCUGAAAUAUAGACUUCUUUUACGUUUACCUUUUCUAAUAAGGAUUGAUAGUUGAUAGCAAAAUAUAUGUUUUGGCAAGAUAGUGUCGGACUAGGUUUCAGUAUGGGGAGUUAAUUGAUUUUGCUAGUUUAUAUUCGUAUCUGUAUUAGGUCUCGUGUAUUGAUUACCAAUAGUAUGGUCAUUUUCAACAAGAUAUUCGGCCGUUUUUUGGUAGUUUCGAGAUGUUUCUUGGCUAAAUCUUCUCUUGCUGUGUUUUGGUAGAUAUCUUGUGCUUACUGUGCCCUUUUUUGUGUCAGUGUCUAAUCGUCAACGUCCUUGACAAAUCAUCGUACUUUAUGAUUACUGCUGCAGCCAAUCAAAGAAUUCCUGGCUUGAUUGUAAGGAGACUUGUACCUUGCCUAGAGGAAGAUAUUGUCAUCUUCUGAUGAAUUAGUGAGUUUCGAGUUCGUAUUCUUUUAUCACUGAAGGUAAAAGAAGUCCUCUUGUACCAUUUUACCUGUCAGAUAUGUUGGGCAGCUAUUUUAAAUAGUAUUUGUUAAAAAGUAGGUGUCUGAAAAAAGUUUCACAAAAAGUUACUUAGCCUAGACAAAUAUUGGACGAAAUUUAGUAGCUGUACGUUUGUAAAUUUAAGGGGUGCCUGGAGGAGUGUCAUCAACACAGAGAGAUAGAUGAUCCUUAAAUUAAUCGCAUCAAAUGUUGCCGGACAUUUUUGGAAUGUUUUUACCAUCAGAGAUGAGAGUUUGGUCUCAAAACUCCCGUACUGAAGAAGACUUCAGUUUGGGUGUUGUUUUGGUGAUGAUGCAAGCUCAAGAAUCAUUAUAUUGUUGACGUUGAGGAUAGUAACGAGGUAGUAACGAGGAUAGUAGAUCGUGGAACAAAGAGACGCAUUUCAGAGAGGUCAGACUGUGGGGAAUAAUCAAGUUGGGGUUUGGGCGGGACGUGAGGGCGGAUGAUUGUCAGGCGGUUGGAAGAAAUCAUGAUAUGUUUGUGUUUCUUGUAACUCUCGGUUAAUUUUUAUUCCCGAAAGCACAGUAGAUAAACUGUAUGUGUGUUUAAAGAUGAGGAGAUGAGGCAGAAAUCAUGUCUGUUGGGAAUUCCUUCGUUAAGAUUUCAGUUCAUCUGUAAUUAUGGACAUGAAAUUGUGAUUACGGAAUCGAUGCUAGCAUCGCAGGCUUAAAUGGUUGCUUGACAGAUAGUCACAGUAUAUGUUCUAUUUUGUGUGUCGAAGCUAAACACAAUUUGUAUUGUAUAAUUUGAUGUCAGCCUGCUGUAAUGGUUACGAUGGAGCGCUAACCUGCUGAAAUCCUGAAAUUGUAUAACUUUUCGUAAGUCUAACUGCUUAGGUUUUUAUUUGAGCUAAAUCUGUAACUUUGCAGAGGUAAUUUAUUCUGUGUAUAAGCAUUGAUGCUCUGUACUAUUGUCUUGGCCCUAUUGACUGGAAUGUCAAUUUUCGCUGCGGUUUCUUGUGGGAAGUCCCGUCCCACAAGGGCCUUACCCUUUAAUUCACUGUAAAUUUUGUCUCCAUACCUGAAUACCUGUUGAGCCUAGAUCUGUGUCUGGGCGGCUUGUGAAGGUCUGUGCCUGGCUGAAGUACUGUAUACGUCCCGAUGGAGCCUGAGUACCUGACGACACUAAGUCCUAAUGCCUUUAGGUAACCCGUGUUGAGUCUGCGUCUUAAGGGGCCGAUUUUUGUGCCCUUCGAAAUAAUGUAAACUGCUGUCGUAGAACCUGACGUUUUGCCUAAUCGAGUUGUAUUCGGGGUGGUAUCAACACAACAGUUGCAACGUUACGUCCAAUGCAGUAACUGUUUGUCUUGAAGGAAGUACAUUCACUGGCUUCGUCAACAAAGCGCCUGACACUGUGCCUAAUGAGAUCCAGAUAGCUUUAAUCAUUACUGAGAGCCCGUUCCUAUGUCUACAAUGAUAGCGAGUGAUGUGCUUGCCGUUUAACUGCAAAAGACAUGGGAAUCUGUCUAAAGCAUAAUCGUACUGUGAGUAACGCAGUUGGUUUUUGCCUUCGCGCGGAUUCCUAAGGGUAUAACAGUCCUUAGCUACUUGUGCCUACAUUCAGUGUAACACAAAGCUUAUGUGUGCCUUUUGUUGAACUCUAUGUUUAGUUAACUUGUAAGGAUUGUAAAGCAGUGGAAGGGUAUUUCCGGACAUUGACAGAGCUCCAAAACCUUCUGUCAAGAAGUAAGUGGUUUCAGCGUGUCGGCUGUCUUACAGCAUCUCGAAGUCGUCUAAUAUUGCCCUUAAACUGUGUGUUAAUUAUUUGUUCUGCGUUCUGAUGAGCUUAUUGGAGCAACUCUGCUGCACUCGCUGUUGGUCUCCUACUGUGUCACAUUCUGUGUACUUGUAUACCAUCCCUAUCCUUGUUAUGGUGCACCCCCCCCCCCCCCCCCCUACCCUUCUACACUCACACCUCAAGCCUCUGUAUUAACAUUUUCAGAGUGCGUCUGGACUUGAGUUUUUCCCUCCUAUUUUGAUCGCUGGUUUCGUGCAAAUGCUGUCAGCCAGUUUAACACCGUUUUCCAUGUCCUUUAUCGAUUAAGGAUUGAGAACUUAAAUUUCCCUUUGAACUGGGAUGCUCACGCAGUGACUUGGUGAAGUAUUUGAAUGUUAUAUUAGCGAACUGAAGAAAGCGCCGAAAAAAUGACGACUCUGGGUUCCAUGGCUGCAGCAGAGCCGUGUUCUCUGAGGGCUCAGUAUUCUCAUUAGAAGGUGUGUAAUCUUGAUGAUGUUGUUUUUCCGUUUCUCAUCGACAUUUUGAUACUGCCUCAGUUUCGGUAUGUUAUUGUUUGUCGAAAUGUAUUUAUCAUAGGUAGCUACUAGAACGUUCAUAGAAUUUUAUCUCAUGAAGCUUGAUGUGUUGAGCUGUCUGGGGUUUCUAAAUGCUUUUUUUUUUAAAAUAAUUCUAAUCCUGAUUUCUUUGCGUUUUUUUUGUUGAAAUUUUGAAGUUGUUAUUUUCACGCACAAGUUGACAGUCCCAAAUUGGGAAGCAUUGCAUUUUUAUGUUCCUUUCCUGCUGUCUCCCUUUUUUAGCCUGCAAUCCUACCACAUGAGAUUAUAUGACAUUAUCAUGAUGGACUGACGAGGGGGGAAAAAACAUGAAGUUGGAAAUCGAAUAUCGAGAUUGGAUUAUAAGUGACAGCUGAAUAGGACGUCUUUCGCGUUCAAUAUUUCCUUUUUUGCAAUGUCCAGUGGUGUUAACAGCAAUUGCCAAGUGACAGCCCUAGACAGCCCUGUACGCGCAGUACCACAUGAGUGGAAUAACGAUUACCGUAACUUGACAUCAGAGUGGCUUUAGAAAUGACACUCAAGUGCAGAUGGCUUUUUUCCGUGAGCGACGUGCCCGCCAACCAAGGCGUGAAAGGACCGCUCAAUGCGCCAGCAUUAGAUCUUGUUUAGAGCUUAAGCUUGAAGGAAUUCGUUCGUAAAUGGCCUAUUCCCAGAUUAGCUUCCGUUGUGCUCAAAAGCGGUACAAUGUUGUGUGAAAAUUUCCUUGGAGCGAAAAUUGUGUAUGGCAAGCUUCGUUAGCCUUACAGUUCCCAAGACUGCCAUGGGCAUCACAGCGACAUCCCGUCAAACCAAGGGCUAAAGCGCACUACAACUGGAGAAUACGCAUGGAGAAGUGUCCGCAUAAACGUAUGAAAAGCAGACUGUGUACAAGUUGACCCAGCGGUAGUUGUACAGGGCUCUCGUCACGACGUUCAAGUAGUAUUUCUAUACAGCUCUAGGCGUUUGGAGUUCUCUGUUGCCAUAAAAAAAACUAAUUGCAAGGUUCCAACAGAGGACUUAACUCCGAAGGCAGGCAUUGUCGUCUCCAGGGCCUUCAAGAACUUAGUUAAUUAUUUAGACCUUGUUUGCACACCACAUUUUAAUCUUAUGCAGUUUUGUUUAAGAAGUUCUUGGGUGUUGGGACAGGCCCAAGGUAUUAUCGUGAUAUGAUCGGAAAUACUGUUGAAACCGAUGUUGAAACCAAAACAAACAGCCCUUUGUCUUGUGUUUUUCAUUUUAUCUGAUGUGGCGGGUCAUAAGCGGCUCAGGUCAGGGCCAUGUCUGUCGCACAGAUGUGCUUUCAAGCCGUGCACUAUCAGUGUUAACCGUGGAUCUGGAUAAGGUACUCGUGUGAUAAUCUCGAAUUCGGCCAUUAUAAAUGACAUCUAGCAACCUGUGCGGUGUGACAGUUUUGUCUGCAUGUGGAUAUUGGGUAUCAGUAUGGCGAUCCGGAUCAUUUGUGACAAACGUUUAAUUUCCUCUGUGUUACACCGCCUGUCAUUCUCCAACAUUAGAGCUCGCUGGCUGUAUCCAGUCAUAGCCGUAGUUUAACUCAAACAUAUAUAACAUAAUUAUGACAGUGUAAUAGCUUGCAAGUGGUCACACGUGACCGUUGAGAUAUACGGCAUCUUGCCAUUUUACCUCAGUUAGGGUUUCAUUCGAACUGUUCAUGUAAAUGCCUUAACAGUAGCAAAUUACAAAACCCUCCCCGCUCCCCCACCCUUCCUAGUACCAUGGCUAUAAAUAGCUCUCCAACUUAAUACGAUUGAACCACAGCAUAGCGCUUCGUGCUAAUAGUCGGUUUUAUCUUGGUACCUAUGAUUUUAUAACUCCAAACUAUAACAGAGGCGCAAAAGUACGCGUUGACUCUGUGUAAAAUUUUCAUAUUCAGGCAUAAAACUUAAAUUUUCGAAUUUUGUGGCUCAAAACCCUGGCAGUUUAAGACCAUAAACACGGAAUUUUAUACAUUCCUAUAUAUAUACGCAUGGGGUUAUUAUGAUUAUAUUUUUUUAACUGUCAACACGUUCGAGCUCGUCAAAAAUGACAAAAAGUACUUAGCCUGUUCUCUAAAAGGGUUUGCAUUAAAUUUAAUUCUGGUAAGCGGACUGCCAGGGAGCUGCAUUUACUUCAGAUCUAGUAAACCAUGUAGGUGCCUGUAUAGGAAGAGGCCACUAGAUCUUACAUUAGUAAGAUUUGUAAAAGACAUAUGUGCUAUAUAUAUGAUCUAAGACUGGUGCCUUGGUCACAAUCACGGGUAUACUCACGUAAUGUAUUCUGAUUUAGUGUCCAUUACAACCGUAGCUUUUUUAAUACUUUUAAUGCACUUGUCGGGCUAAAGGUCUCAACUUGUCAGAAACUGUGUAAGUAGACUGUAUUGUUUAAUUUAUGAGUUUUAUGCAUUAUUGACAGUUCAAAUGCUUGGACAAUAAAGAUCAAGUAGCCACAGUCUGUAUACGAGGGGUAUGGAGCUCAGUCACAUUCUACAAGUUUACUAUCGAGCUCAGUUAGUCACAGUCUGUAUACGUGCAGUACAGAGCUCAAUUAGUCACAGUCUGUAUACGUGCAGUACAGAGCUCAAUUACUCACAGUCUGUAUAAGUGGACUCUAGGGCUUAAUUAGUCAGUGUGUGUACAGCUACGUGUAAACUGUAGAACUCAAUUCAUCUCGGUGUGUGUAAGUCACACCCUGUACAAGUGAAUAAUAGAGCUCAGUUAGUCAUUAUCUGUAUUACUGACGUAUCCCUACCCUUAAGCUCUAAGCGAUCAGCUAAAAGUAUCUUUCGUAUUCAGCAAAGCACUAUUUAUUUUGAGUCAUAAGUAACGCCUUGUACAGUACUUAGAAUUGUAACAUACAGUUUUUAGAUUACUAAGAUCAGAAUGGACUACUGUCAAGUUCUUAAAGGUGAUAUUGGAACUCUAUAUUACGUUUAUUGCUAAAUUUAUAUUUUGACAGUUCUAAAAUUGCCCUGUAGAAUCGAAUCCUUGUAACUCGAAGGCUUGUUGUUGUUUUUUUCUUAUUAUUAAACCACAUAUCUUGUAAAUUGUUGGUCACUUUUGCUCUUUGAGCAGUGUGCGUAUAUGUGUAAGAAACAAAGCCGACUCUCGGACUCGUACAGGAAGUGACGUCAUUCGUGAGAACUGCCCGGUUUGUGCGUGGUUUUUAACUGAUAAUGUGUUUCUUACGCCUUGUGUAUCAUGCGGUUGUUUAGAAUGUAAAAUUACUAUACUUAUUUUCUUUCAUCUCCUUAUUUAUGGAUUUUAGUGUGGUCUGCUGAUAGAUAGAACGACAAUCUAGACUGAAUUGAUGAGAAAAUGUGAUAUAAUAGAGCGCUAGAGUACGUAGGGUUGAUCAGUUGAUAAAACUCACCGUAUGGGCCGGUAGGUUUGACCCGCAGUAGACCUAAAGUUUUUGUACAGAAUCUGCAGUUGGCAAUAUAUUUUAUCCUGGGAAAUUCAGGCAGUGUUUAUUUUGGUUUAAUUAUCCGCUGUACUUGUAUAUAAUUCACCAAAUUUAAGUACAGUUCAACUGGGUCUAUACCUGAUAUAGAAGGUCACGGAAUUUUCCGUUUUCUUCGGUUUUUAUUUAAAGUGAAAUUACUGCUGUGUAUCAACUGCUUUCUUGCUGGUACAAUCAUAGAGGUGAUAAUUGGUAGAUUUUAACCACGUAAUUCUAAUACAACGAACAGCACGAAAACACAAACAGAUUAACCCACAAUGCAGCGUUGCCUCUGUACUUCCGGUCGGUUGUUCAACAUUGAACUCCGCUUCUCGUGGUGGUUUUUGAGUAGCUUAAUGAUUUUGACUUUUGUUUUACACUGUGAUAUUAUUGUAUACUUCAUGGCGAUUUAGUUGCUGUUGUGUAGUAUUAGUGUGAUUUCCCCCUUGUUAUCAUUUGUUAUAAGACGCGCUCUUGACUGACCAACUUCGUGUAGGAUCAGUUUAAUAAGUAUUUUGUGCGGAGGCCGAAAACAUGCAAAGCGUGUGUUAAAAGAUAGUUGAACAAAAGUUUGAAAAUUAUUUGAACCGUGGACACUCAAAUUUUAGAAAGCAGUGACCAAGGUUUUUGUCAAGUGGUAUAUGUGUUGAAAUAAGAGUGUAGACAUGUCUCCAUGAGGUAUGUAGUUUUGUUGGGGGGUUUUGUUGUUGUUGUUGUUGAUAUUUUUUUAAAUAUGUAACGGUACGACCGAAUUUGGUUUAGAUGAAGUGUUGUUAAUGAUUUCAGUAUUGUCCAUUCAACACAAAUGGAAAUAUUAAUAAUUGCACAAUUAUUUGUUUGAUUCGUCAAUAUUUUCAAUUUCAAAUCGUAAUUUUUUCCUAUCCAAUCAGGAUCAUUGAUUCACGAGUACAUCUACUCAGCUACUUCUUCUGAAAUCAGGUUUUUCUGACAGACCUUAUUAGAUGUUAUGGGCGAGGUUUUGAUCACUUACUUGACUGAGUUGAAGAUAAUUGAUUAAACGUAUCUCGAUCAAAGAUACAGUGGUUUUCCUUCAGAAUAUUUGCAUCAUGGAUUUGUGAAUGAUUGUUACUGGUCAUUUUAUGCCUGGAUAUGUUGUUCCAAUUCUCAUUUGAUCAAAGAAUGUUUCAUCUUUCAGUCAAGAAUUCUUGAUAUGCAUAUUUAUUAUUAUUAUUACAUUUGUAUUGUGUUGAUCAGUCAUUUAUAUCUAUCAUAACGUGAAAGUGUCCUUUUUACAUAAAAGUCUGUAGUUGACUAUAAAAUACUAACUUUUAUUACGAUUGUUAUUAUAUCGGGUGAAUUAAUUAUUAACACGCUGUUAAUUUUAUGCUUAGAAUUUAUUGUUUUUGUCCAGUGUAGAGUUGUCUCUAGAGGCGACUAUAUUUAUGGUAAGAAACAUUCAAAAUUGUCCCAAUCGUCAUCAGACACUCGAAGACCAGUGAAAACUAUACCGUAAUGUACCUUUCUGUUUUUUCCCCCCAAAAUACUAGUAAUGCAGUCAUACGUGUUGUGAAUGUUGUUGGGGGCUUUAGACGAUCCCGGCUGUGUUGCCUGUGCACAAUGACGUCACAUCUGACAGUGUCGAGCUUAACGGCGUCACUUCUGACAGUGUUGAGCACAUUGCCGUUACAUUUGGUACUGUUGAAAAUAUUGACGUUACAAUUGGCAGAGUGUAGACAGCAUUGACACUGCAUUUGGCAGUGUUGAGUCCAAUGAUGUUACAUCUAACAAUCUUGAACGCAGUAACGUAACAUCGGACAGUGGUGAACACAGUGACGUCAUAUGCAUAAACCCAUGACAAGAUUCACACAAGUCAUUGCAUAUAGUUUAGUGAAAAAAUGUUUGAAGGUAUUUUGCAUUGUAGUCUUUACUGGUCUUUCUUGGGAAGCUCGGCGUAAUUUGGAAUUAUCUUUUUCCAUUAAAUAGAAAGUAUGUCUGUUAUAGUUAAUUGUUAUUGUGUGUUUUUCUGAAACAGUGUUUUGCAUCAAUUACAAGCUAUUGCACCAAACGAUUUUUCAGCUUUGUAGAGUUAUAGGCGCUUGUUAUUUGGCUGAUUUGAGACUUUAUUUGUAGAAAACAAAAUCAUGUGUUGACUAAUCCCUGCUCUCUAACACGACGGUUUAUAUAGCAAUUAUAACACGAUUGAAAAAGUACAAAAUAAAUUAUUCUAGAAUCAUUAGAUUUUGUGCACUUCUUAUUUUUCUUGUUUGUCACGAAGGUCGUUUGAUGUUUCUUUUUCUUGUGGUAUUUUGUUUUUUUUUUUGUUCACUCAUCAUCCACAAUGUGUGGACAAAUGCAGAACACAGAAGGCCCCAA